AUGUCCCAAACUACCCUCACCAACCAACAAACAUCACCCCUUCUUCGUCUCCCUGCCGAACUGCGGAACAUAGUCUACACCUACGUUGGUCUCGCGACUAUUAUCCGGCCCUACAGAUUGGAAACUACAAACACCGCCAACACCGCCCCCAUCAAGUACGCCCUCGAACUCCCAGGCCUCCUCUCAGCCUCGGCGCAAAUCCGACAAGAAGCCACCCCCCUCAUAUACGCGCACGCCCUCUUCGAUUUCAACGUGUUUAACUUGUUCUCGUGGCCACCAAUUAGCACCUGCCACCACGAGAUCAGCGGAUUUAUCACCUCGAUUAGCCCCCUAGGCUUUAGAGACAGGGCCUACUGCGUUAUGUCUUAUAACAUUAUACUAUGUUAUAACUAA
This is a messenger RNA of Alternaria viburni, 393 nucleotides long. RefSeq lists its product as uncharacterized. NCBI's taxonomy places the organism in Eukaryota, Fungi, Ascomycota, Dothideomycetes, Pleosporales, Pleosporaceae. The record is from RefSeq and is a predicted model, not a curated record. The transcript has 2 exons. Bases 1 to 393 code for a protein of 130 amino acids.